Wasmannia auropunctata (little fire ant) is the source of this 1256-nucleotide messenger RNA. RefSeq lists its product as uncharacterized. The transcript is spliced from 5 exons. The record is from RefSeq and is a predicted model, not a curated record. NCBI's taxonomy places the organism in Eukaryota, Metazoa, Arthropoda, Insecta, Hymenoptera, Formicidae. The coding region runs from base 219 to 1256 and encodes 345 amino acids.
CGUAAAAUAUAAUACUCUACGUUUACGUGUAGACAACGUAAACUAUUUUAUAAAGCGUCAUCUAUGUAGACAGUCAGUAGACAAUGAAUUAAUAUGGCGUACAGGACGCAUAACCUAGCUCUUAUGGAAAAACAGUACGUUGAUUAACUAUUGUUCGAAGUGUUCCAUCACUUCCAUCGCGUAGUAAACGUUGCCGCAUUCUGUGCUGAACAUCUAAGAUGCCACGAAAAAUAAAUAGUGGAUUUAAUGAACUGGAUUUUACUCUGAUAAAAAGAAACAAUAAGUAUUAUGCACGUUGUGCAUAUUGCAGCCACGAUUUAACUAAUACAUCUUUUCUCCGUUUAAAAUCUCACAGAUCAAUAUGCAAAAAUACAGCUACAACAAAUCAAAAUUCCUCUCACAUAGACAUUCAUCAGGAAGAAGUAAUGAUUGUCGAUGCAGUUACAAGCCAAGAUUUGUCUCACAUAGAUGUUGAGGAAGAAAUAGUGUUUGUCAAUAACACAAAGCAAGUCAGUGCAGAGAAUAAAGAAAACAUUCCAAAUAACACGGCUCUUAUCACAAAAGAUUAUUAUGUAGUACCUAUCGAUCCAUUAUGUGAUACAGAUCAAUUAAUGGAUAAAACUGUACCUUCAUCAACUCCACCAUCAAUUGCAACGCGGUCAUCAAGUCCUCGUUCUUCGAAACGAAGAAAGAAGAACGAAUCGUUAAAUAGCUUCUUAGACAAAGUCUCGGAUAAAGAACUUAACGAAUUACAUACAAAACUAUGUAGUUUUUUUUUUGGAUGCAAUAUUCCUUUUAACGUUAUAGAGUCCGAUCACUUUAAAAAUUUUGUUAAAGCUCUUCGACCAGCUUAUAGGUUACAUUUACCAGGACGUAAAGCAUUAUCAUCGACUUUAUUAGAAAAAGAAUAUGAACGAUGUCUCAAAAUGUCGAAAGAUAUCAUCAAUCCUGAAUCGGUAUUACUUAUAGAUGGUUGGAAAAAUACUUCUAAUAACACGAAAACUGUUGUAACUAUAUUGCACAAUGCUAAAGGACAUGCUGCAUUUCUUAAUGCCUGGGAUGUUACUAGUGAAAGUGAAACAAGUGAUAAAUUAACCGAUAUUGUAAACAAAUCCAUCCAAUUAGCAAUGAAUUUAUAUGGUACAACAAUAUAUGCAGUAGUAUCAGAUAAUCCUUACUCGGCCUUUAUCAAUCGCAAUAACCACUGUAACGACCCGUGUCUUACUUAUUCUACUACGCAGGAUGGAUUCUGGUAG